This is a messenger RNA of Plasmopara halstedii, 306 nucleotides long. RefSeq lists its product as uncharacterized. NCBI's taxonomy places the organism in Eukaryota, Oomycota, Peronosporomycetes, Peronosporales, Peronosporaceae. The transcript has a single exon. The coding region runs from base 1 to 306 and encodes 101 amino acids. The record is from RefSeq and is a predicted model, not a curated record.
AUGGAGAUUAUCUUUUUUUCUACACAUGUGCCCAUUGACCUCGACCAAUACAAGGCUGAGUUCAAUCCUGGCAGGCGGAGCGCUCGUCUCGAAUAUUAUAUCAAAUGGAAAAGCUGGUGCAAUAUCGAAGUGGAAGCAAGGCAGAAACGCGUCGUGCAAUUAUGUACGACGCGCGAUAAUUUGAAAGCAGUAUAUAGUAUGACUUGCAACACAAGCUCUAGUCAGAGUAUCGAGUGGUUCUUUUCUUCAUUGAACUUUGGAGACUCCGACAGUACAUGGAAAUUUAUACCCUUUUUCGCGAUAUGA